CAACACCCUUUCGUCAUUUCAUGUGAAACAAAGGAGACUGUCGGUAUCGUAGCUGGUGUUUGUGUCGAGCAAAUUUUGUGAUUCUACCCAAUAUUACUGUGUUUCGUGUUAAUUUGUGAAAAAUUUGUGCAUCAUUGCAUUCCCCAGUAUAAUUAGUGAAGUAAAAAUUCUACCAGUGGCCUAAAUAAAUGGUUAAAACACGAACAGUUUGGCAGCGUAAUACCGGAUGAUCUAGGAAGCUGAACCGCAUAGCAGUAGAUAGAAGUAAGGCGAAAUCUUCGCAAACGCCUAAGACUGAUCGUAAAGAAAACGCAAUCAUCCAUCUCAUCAAAAUGGCAAAUUUGGUUCCAUCGUCACUGUUGCAAACCGUUCAGGAGCUGCUGACGCGUUUCUACAGCCCGCAGACGAACAAUGAAGAGAAAAAUGCCAUCGAACUGAAACUGCAGGAGCUGCAAACCACAUCCUUCAAUUGGCGCAUCAGCUUGUCCUACAUGAAUACGAUCGACAAUUCGUACUUAUGGUUUUUCGCUGCCUCCACCAUCGAGCGGACGGUUAACUACCUGUGGAAAAAUCUUAACCCGGCCGAUCAGCAACAGCUUCGCAUGGGUCUGUACGAUCUGUACGUGAACUAUCCGUGCGACGUACCAGCGCUGCAGCGCGACAAGGUGGCAAAGAUAAUGGCGACUGUCGCACGGCAGCAGUGCAGCAGCAAUGGUAGGAAUUACGAGGAGUUUGUGAACAGUGUGCUGGGACUGUUGGAGGACAAGUUUUUCCUCGGACUGUCACUUGUUGGUGCCAUCGGUGAUACCGUAACCACGAUCGAGAACUCGCAAGCUUCGACCUUCGGCCAUAUUGUAAAUCGCCACACCCCGAACAUUAUGCGGGCGCUUAACAAAUACUGUGGCUUCUUUGUCAUCUUCGUGCGGGGCGACAGCAUUCAAACCGUGUUCGACUCUAUCAAUGGUGAGCGCAAAAAUCAAUACUGCUCCCAUCUGCUGAACACCAUACAGCAGUACUUCAGCUGGAUGAAGCUGGACCGGGUGGAAGCAUUGAUGGUAGGUAAUAUAUCGUUUCUCGCCUGUGCCUGGAAUGUGAUGCGUGACGGAGCGAUCGGUGCGAUAGGGGCGUUAACCGAAUUGCUGUACCGCAAUGAAUCCCUCUCAAAAGAUGCCGGUCGUCAGUUGGCGAUCGGGGUGAAUCACAUCAUCGCACAGGAAACGCUGAAACUGUCCGAUGAUCUGUACCAAGACAAGGUGUGUGAACUCGUCCGGCAGUACAUAAAGCGCGGUUACCCGUACGAGCACGACAACAGGGAACGCCUGUUGCAUCAUCUGCUGGAGUUUACCUUUUGCGCCAAGACGCCACACGCACUGAUGGACAGAGUCAACGUGUGGACGUACGUGUGUGGUUCGCGGUACGCCGAAGACGCCGAUCCGGACCUGUGUCUGGUGGGCACGAAACUUUCGCCGGAUUUUGCACAUAAAUUGAUAAGCUGUCUGAAGCAAACGCUUUUCUUCUGCACCUAUCCGGAUCUGGAACAGCUAGACGACGAAGAACUGGAUGAAAAUAACGAAACGGAGCUGAACAGAUUCCAGAAUCAAAGCAUCGAUCUUAUUUGUCAGCUGACCCACUUCCUGAAGCCACCGAUGGCCGAAGAAUUACUGAUCUCGCUUUUGCAGCAUAACACGUCCAGCGCGUACGUUGAAGGUAACAUCUUUUUCCGUGGGAUGGCACAAUCCGUGCAUGGUAACGCGCAACUGCUUCAACGUUACGAAGACGAACGGAUGACUCGUGUCUGCAUGGCCGAUUAUAUAACGGCCUGUAACCUGAUGGCGGAACUAGCGACGGUGCUGUACAGCAAAUGUCCGAACAUUGAUUUCGCAAUGCAACAAAUAACAAUUGCCCACAUCGGACUGUUUGUCGAACUGUGCGAGGUGCUGGAUCCGAUUAUUGAGAUGUGCAGCAAAAUGGUUUCCUUCAACGUGUAUAUUUUCCCUGCAUUGGCACAACAUAUUUUGCAAAUCAAACUGUGCCUACAAAUGGGUCCCGUUACCGCCGGUUGCCAGGGCCAGGAUCAGAAUUUGCGCAAAAUUUACAACACCGUUCCGUACGAGCAAAAAGUGUUGCUGUUGACAAAGCUGCCCCAAUUCCUAUUGCAUCAGAAUAAUGCAAAACCGGCUGACUGGACACGGGUAAUAAACGCUGUGGUACAAUUACUUAACUUGUACGUGUCUGAACGGAUACUGGGACCAACAACAUGCUUGAUGGUGUUUGACGUCCUGAAGGGAGGCGCGAUGAAUUCGAAGCUGAUGCACCUGACUAAAGAGACCCGUAGCAUGGUGUACCGGGCGGUUUGCACCUGUUUGAUUAUGAUGUGCGACGAUACCGACCCGAAGUCGGCCGAACUCAUGCCAUCGAUGGUGCUGGAGCAGUACAUCUGCUUCAUCGGUAGCAGCGUGUUAGAGUUUUUGCCGGAAACCUUCCAAACGCUUCCGGCCGACCAGCAGAAACAAACCAUCGACACGGUGACGCACGAGCUGAAGCAACUGACGCGCAUAAUGCUGUCCUGCGAAACGGAAAACAGUGUCAUCCGGUCGCGUCUUUCCGCCGCAAUGUUUCGCAUAAUAGAGAAGGUCAUCACGAUGUUCCGCAGUUCGCUUUCGAUGUGCAUCUGGGCGAUGAAGGAUGCGUCGAGCUGCCAGUUGUUCGAUGUGCUGCUGGAAUUUUGCAGCUGCUCCGUAAACUCGCUCCAAACCCGCACCGAUACGCGUCUGUUGAGCGAGGUGGUGCUGCUGCUGAAGGAACUGUUCACGGUCGAGGAGAAGUUCGGUGUGCAUCGGCUGCGGUCCGUGCUAACGCUGCUAAACAUAUUCCGGAGCCUGGUGACGGAUUCGCACAACCGGUCGCUCGUACCGGACAUCAUACACGUCGUGAUCAAUGAAGUGCUUCCGGUGGUCGCGAGCGACGAGAGUUACACGGAGAAGGACGAUUCGCUGCGGUACGAGGAUGUGUUGAAUCGGCUGUACGAGGUGCUGCACGAUUUGCUGCACCAUCGCUGGCAGUACUUUGUCAGUGCGAACCCGUUGGCACAGGUUGAGCCGGAAACGCGUGCGAUCGUGCAACCAGAAGCAUUUCUGGCGAUCAUGAACGCGUACGGUUACGCGCUGCUUAGCAACAGCGGAUAUCCGACCGUGAUCGGGACGGUGCUAAAUUCGCUCGAUAGGCUGCACAUGCGCCGCAAUCUAUUCCGCCUGCCGCUGUUCGUCGACCAGCUGAUGAACCACUUCAUCAAGUCACUGCUCAAGCUAGCCGUGUCGCACGUCGGCAAUCUGCACCUGGAACAAAUCACCAAUUUGCUGUACGGAAUGAUGGACGUCGAUCCGAUGCGGCUGAAAGUGAUCGUAUGUGAUCUGGGUCUGACCCGCGAUCUAACAACGUACCACAUGCUCCAAUCAGCGGAGGACUUUCCCUCAUUCCAGAUGGCAUUCAAGAAGAUCAUCAAUGAAGCCAAAACGCAAUCUCCCGCGUGCAACAACUUCCAGUUCCUGAACUAAGUAAGGAACAGUCGGGAGAAACUGUUUUCAUUUUUUUUACUUAGCAACUAGAGAAACGUGUUCAUUGUAGCUGCGAUUUGUUGUUUUUCGUUACGCGGAUUCUAUCGCUUGGGUGUGUGUGUGUGUGUGGCCGCCUCAAAGAAGGUUAUAAGUUUCUACGCAUCUUCGGUGAUGCGACUAUUAUUUUUUAGGUUCUUGACAAAAAAAUCUUCAUAGAAGUAUUGCCACACUAUUUACUCUAUUUUGAAAGAGAGUUAGAGAGCGAGUGAGCGAGUGAGCGAGUGAGAGAGUGUUGAGAGUGAGAGCGAGAAAACGAGAGAGAGAGAGAGAGAGAGAGAAAGAGAAAAAGGGGGAGAGAAAAACAUUCAUGAGCUGGUCAGUAAACGAAAAACAACAUCAUAUACAUUUACAUACAAUUUUCCAUUAAGAAAGAUUCGCAUAUAGGCGGUUUAUUUAUUCAUUUAUUUUAUUCGCACAACCAUACGAGAAGCAGGGUAAGGAGGUAGGGAAAGAGAAGGAGAGAGAGAAAAAUAGAGAGAAGUAGAGAGAGAGAGGGAGGGAAGAAGAUAGAUAGAGUGAGAUAGAGAGAAGGAGAGAGGGAGGAACGGAGAUAGAUAGAGAAAUAGAGAGAGGGAGAGAGAGAUAGAAAGAGAUAGAGAGAGGGAGCGCAAGACAGAAAAAGGGAGAUUGGGAGAGAAUGAUGGAGCGAGAGAUGGAGAGAGCGAUGGAGAGAGAGAGAGAGAGAGAGAGAGAGAGAGAGAGAGAGAGAGAAGAUACCAAUGCUAGAACUCAAAUCAUACAUUUCUUCACAUAUACAUCUAUCUGUAUAUCAUUUAACUCAAAACAACUUAUGCAAGUGGUAUCGUUAGGCGCAUUCCUUUCUUAAAUUUGCUGCUUUUUCCCGUUAAGCAGCGCCACUCUCAUCCAAUCUCAAACUCUAAAGUUAUUUUUCGAUUAUUUUCUGACUAUUAUUUAUCUUUAUUCUACGCUUUAUUAGAUGAGAGUAAAGGACGAUAGUAACGGGGGCGAGGGGGGGUGUUCAGCGAAAGGAACCGAGGGGAGAAGACCAAUGUGUAAUGGGCAUACACGUAAAUUCCAUCAAAACGUUGUAUUGGCUCGGUGUGGACGGAACUUUCGCAAUAGCAGGAGAUAGCAUCAUACACACGCGUUUAUAAUAUGACUCAAAGAAGAGAAGACAUUAUAUUAUUUAGCUUUGAUAACUGUUAUCAUUUGUCAGAUGUUAUUAGUUUGUUUGUUCGAGCGACAUAGAUUUUCAGAACCAGGAUAUUGCAUUUAGAUUUUUGGUUUUUGGUUUAGGUUUUAUGUUUUCCCCCGAUCGAUUCGAAUGAUUUCAUCCCAUUUUUUAACAUUGUCUUUUUAUAUACAGUGACGGACAAUAAUGUAAGACCACUUCUAUACCCGUUUUUCAAACGACUGCUUUCGAUAUUUCUUCUAGGUAUAAUCAAACAAAACUUUGGCAAAAGCAUCCUCAACAUCUUAAGUUUUUUUUUCAUUUAAGUUUUUUUUUCACAAUAAUUCACAGAUCAUUGAGAAGAAAAAAAACUUAAAUUAAGUAAAAAAAAAUGUGACCUAAAAAAAUCUACCGGUUUUGAAAACAGAGCUAGACAAUGUGAAGGAUAAAAAAUAGAAAGAGUGGAUGCGCAAAACAAUUAAAAAAAAAAUUGUUCGAUUUUUAAGUUUGAUGAAUCGACUUAUGUGUUGUAUAACAUGUUUUGGUCAUACUUUCAUUAGAGUAACAAAAAGAUACUUAAAAUCGAUAACUCCAUCGGGACAAUGAUAGAAACCGUUUUGCCAACAUCUGAAACUAAAUUUUGCA
Molecule: messenger RNA, 5391 nt
Organism: Anopheles stephensi (Asian malaria mosquito)
Lineage: Eukaryota; Metazoa; Arthropoda; Insecta; Diptera; Culicidae
Gene: ebo
Product: exportin-6-A
Exons: 6
Coding region: 333-3554 (1073 amino acids)
Biological process (GO): protein export from nucleus
Molecular function (GO): nuclear export signal receptor activity
Source: RefSeq, a predicted model, not a curated record